Messenger RNA from Aspergillus japonicus CBS 114.51, 2243 nucleotides. RefSeq lists its product as uncharacterized. The transcript is spliced from 4 exons. The record is from RefSeq and is a predicted model, not a curated record. The coding region runs from base 1 to 1803 and encodes 600 amino acids. NCBI's taxonomy places the organism in Eukaryota, Fungi, Ascomycota, Eurotiomycetes, Eurotiales, Aspergillaceae.
AUGUCAAACCGUGAGAAUAGACCCCAUGCGCUCAGACGCAGACCAUUGCCUGCUGUCCCGCAGAUUCUCGAAGGCAUCGAGCUGGAAGAGGUGGUCGACUGUCUGCCAUCAGUUCACCAGGUUCUCAGAAACCGUGAGACAACCGAUUCAGGUCUAGGCGUUGUCCAAAGAUCGUCCAACAGACCAAAGCAGUUGUUUCCCUUGUAUCAGACGGUGGAUGAAGCCAGUGUGGAGGCAUUCGCAAUCAACCGUUCCCCACAUGGACAGCCCGCUAGAACCACGAGACUUCUUCCACCUCCAUACGGCUCUUACUAUCCACCCAGAGCUGCUCCUACGGUUACACCUUCCACUCACCCUCUCCUCCAGCAGUCUCCAGCAUCCACCGCGGGAGGAUCAUCGAACCUGACGUCCGCACCGGCUGCUCCAGUCAUCGUGGUGACCGAUCCCGAUGGUGAUCAACGAGCCCUAAGCACCGAAGACGAGUUUCUCUAUCCAAUCCCUCUUCUGGGGGACGCAUCAGCUCAGCCAGGUAUUCCUCUUCCCCAUGUAGCCGAAGAGCCCCGCGGACAAGCUUAUGACAUUUUAGAGGAGUUCCGGCAGAGGGACGACAAUCCUCCGCCACCCCGCAAGUCCACAGUGCAGAGAUCCCGCCUGUCCCCAUUCUGGCAGCCUCGGCCCGUCCGCACUUACUCGUCGUUCGCCGGAGGGGGGUACCCGCCAGACAACGGGAUGGGCUUUGCGAGUCGGUCCCUGUCCCUGUCCCCGUCCCCUCCCGGCAUUGAGAUCGUGACCGCGUUCGAAGACCAACCCGCGCGGACGGCGAAAUGCGAUGUGUGCGAUGGCCGCAACACCUCCGGUAUGAGCCGCUGUACGGUGUGCAAGUGGCAGUGUUGUCACGAUUGCACCAUCCGCCAUGGCCUUCGCAGAGCUCACAUUUGCGGGAACGUUUUGCACGUUGCGCCGACCACGCGGGAGGAAUUACUGCGGAGCAGCACGGAAACCAGUAGUCGAUCGACAGGCAGAACAAAGAGAAGGAAGCAAGCGAAGAAGGCGGGUGGUAGUGGUGCAAGGGCGAGUGCGCAUGCGCAUGCGAGGAACAAUCGCGGCUUGGAGUCCCCGGUCAGCACUUCAGACGACGGCUCGAGCGUGGGAACAGCCACUGAGACAAGGUACCAUGUGGAGACAGGUGUGUUCGAGAAUCCCCAUCCACGCGCGAGUACCUAUCAGUCGUUCGUCGACGGGGACGUGAUCGUACGAGAUUUCGGAGCAGUGACGGAAGCAGAAGGUACGGCGGCCGAGGCAGGUGCAAACAUUCGCACAUUUCCCAAGCCCAAGCAGGCUCAGCAAUUCGUCAGUACAGUGCAUCCGAGCUACAGCCACGAGUGUAUUUGGGGUCCGCCGCCUGGCCUCGAUGACGCCUUCACCGCCAAUGCAGCUCGUGUUUACAUCUCAGCCACUCCAUCGGGAAGACCAGAGUACAGUGAUCAAGAUAUGGAGGAUGCUGGCGAGCUUCUUACCUUUUCAACCGCGGCGACAGCGAUAGAAGAUGUAAAGCGAGGUAUAUAUCUUGCAGCCGGAGGUAUCCCAGAUGAAGGUAGCAUAAUCGAAGACGCGAGCGCGCUGACCCAGCGGGAGAUUGAGGAGUAUAAGCAGAGCCGUGCUUCGGAAACCCUCGCGGGUAUGAAUCCGACGAACCAGCAUCAGGGACUCGCGAAGCACGAUGCUGUGCAGGUCGAAGCGGAAGAUACUGUGGCAGCCCGCACUGCUGCACGUCCCAUCUACUUCCCUGGUUCCAGUCGCUAAGCGUAAGUGAUCCCAUCCCCUCGUGGAAAUUCAAUUCUCCGGCAUGGAUGCUUGCUUAUAGUUCCAAAGCAGACACUCAUCUUUCCCGUCAACGUCGCCUAUAAAUUGGAGAAGCAGUCGUCGCCGAGCAUGCUAGAUCUAGUUUUCGAUAUAAGGGCUCUUGACUAGUUUUUUGGUGGCAAGGGUGUGGCUUUUGACCGGAGUAAAAAUAGCUCGGGGAUGGUAAAGGAGCGGUGGGUGUGGGAGGAGAUCCUAUCGGGUUUUUAGCGGUGUACAUCAAGUUCUGAGUUUCAUCCUGCAAAUCUUCAAUAUCGCUACAGGAUCGAGUGAUGAUGCGCAAGAUAGCACUGAAAAUGCAAUGUUAUUGUACAAAAAGAAAAACAACAAGAAGCUCCGAAAGUAGAGAGGACGAUGGGUUAUAAAUACAACACAAGAGAAAA